Molecule: messenger RNA, 1219 nt
Organism: Galeopterus variegatus (Sunda flying lemur)
Lineage: Eukaryota; Metazoa; Chordata; Mammalia; Dermoptera; Cynocephalidae
Exons: 4
Coding region: 1-663 (220 amino acids)
Source: RefSeq, a predicted model, not a curated record
AUGUCUCGGCUCAGGCGUCCCCACGUCGCACCCUCUCAGCCAGGCUCCCGCAGGCGCCCAAACGAGCCGCCCUGGGCCCCUUCUCCGUGCGACCCAGCGGCCCCGCGUCCGGGCAGGGGAGGUCGCCCCGCCGGCCUCCUGCCUGCUCUCCCGAGUUCCCCCAAACUUCCUGGGCUCCAGGACCAGGAGUCCCGCAAAGACCUGCCGAGCGGAGGGAGCGGCGCGCUCGUGCCCAGCCGUGGCCCGCGCUGGGGCCCUGGAGCUGCAGCGCCCCCUCCGGCCCGGGCCUGCGGCCGCACCUUUGUGGCGAAUGCUGCGCUUCCAGUCCUUGGCCGUCUCGCGGCCGCUGACGAACUGGAACUCGUUGGGCGUGAGCCACUCGCCGCGGUGGCGGAUGGAGGGGCCCUUGCUGCCCUGGCACAGUUUGCGCACGUAGAGCAGCGCGCGGUUGGCGCCGCACUCCACCUCGAUGCACGGCUCGCCGUUGUCCAGCAGCGGCUGGAAGUCCGGGGCGGCGGCCGAGAAGCGCUCGAAGGCCAGCGGGUCCCGGGGCAGGCGGAGGUGCGGGCCGGCUUCGUGCAGGCUCAGAUGAGGAAACUGAGACAGAGAGGUCAAGUAACUCCCCUGACUCCAGGCAGCAGUGUCAAGUCCAGGAGGUUAUGACCCUGAAUCUGUACCUUCAGCUGUGACACUCAAGGGUCCACAGCCUGCCCUGAGGCUCCACAACCAAACUAGCCGUCUGUUCCCCACCUUGGCAUGGUCACCCCUGGCUCUCAGUUGCUCAGAUCGCUGCUUGUGUCAUAGACUCUUCCUCACUCACCAUACGAGUCUCCUCUGUCCUGCCUCCUAGACACCCUCAUUCCCAUGACCUAACCAACCUCUUUCACCUGUCACUGCUUCUGCGAUGCCCCCACACCCUGCCUGUCCUCCUGAGGGGCUGUCUGACCACUGUGCUCUCCAGGGCUCCUUGUGGAACUGUCCAAACUCUCUGCUGUCCAGACCCUGCAUCCGCUCCAGAGUCCAGCUUUUGGUUUCCCUGAAUCCACUUGAUGUCUGUGUGCAUCUGAGCGGUCCCCUCUGCCCAGAGCCCCCACCCCCAAUAUCACUGUCCUGCAGCCACCCAGGGCCCCUCACGAGUCUUGUGGCAUUUUUGCUUCCGUUAAAAAAAUUUAAAUUACAUUUUACAACUGUGUUAGUAUAAAGACAAGUAUAAUCCGUA